Molecule: messenger RNA, 3098 nt
Organism: Clupea harengus (Atlantic herring)
Lineage: Eukaryota; Metazoa; Chordata; Actinopteri; Clupeiformes; Clupeidae
Product: chaperone Ric-8A
Biological process (GO): G protein-coupled receptor signaling pathway
Cellular component (GO): cytoplasm; plasma membrane
Molecular function (GO): guanyl-nucleotide exchange factor activity; G-protein alpha-subunit binding
Source: RefSeq, a predicted model, not a curated record
AAAGAACGGAAGAGAGAGACAGAUAGAGAUAGAGAGAUAAAGAGAGCGAGAGAGAAAGCAACGUGCAGAUGGAGGGAUUGGCAGAGGGAAAAAAAACAGAGAAAACAGAGACGGCAGGAGCGACGCCAAAAACGAGAGUAAUCUGUAAAUAAGUAAACAUUACAACUGUGUUUCCAGCAUUCUGAGACAGACAGACAGAGAGAGAGGGAAAGAGAGAGAGAGAGAGGGAAAGAGAGAGAGGGAAAGAGAUAGACAGAUAGAGAAGAGAAUUCAUCCCCUCAUCAUUGUCCUUGUGGGCAGAGGCUUCGGAUUUUUCUCCUGAAACCUGAUCACACAUCCACAGGGAACACAGAGAGCGAUGGAUGUGGAAGACAUUAUUUGCUGCAUCAAAGAGGGAGAUGAAGAUGGCAUUCGAGUGCAGUUGCACCACUUCAACAGAGAGUUUGCUCAGUGCUUCUUCUUUGAUGCAGAGGAGAAGGAGCGGAGAAGAAGGCAGGAACUGGAAGAGUUCAAGAAGAAUAAGGUGCGGGAUUAUAUUCCCGACUCUGACUCGGAUGAAGAUGAAAAGGCAGAGGAUCCAGAUGUUCUUCUCAGAUUGAACCUAGCGGCGGUUCUUACCCAGUACAUCCGCUCAGAUCCACCUGGGCGAGUACUGAAGAUGUGUCUGCAAACCCUACGCAUCCUCUCCCGGGACAAGAAGACCCUGGGUCCCCUGGUGACCGACAACUCCCUGCUCACUCUGGCAAAACUCGGAGGGGUGAACAGCGGGGUCGUCUCCCGCGACGACGAGGAUGACCCAGAAAACCCCUAUGCCUCCAUACUGGAGGCCCUAGCCGAGGUGAGGAGGAGCGAAGACCGGGGCAACCCAAGCGACGAAGGCAACGGUGCCGAUGCAGAAGAGGACGACUUCGAUCCCCACAGCUCGGCCGAGGGCGAUGCCGACAGCGGCAGGAGCGACGGCACCAACCAGGACAGCGAGGAACACGCUGACCAGGCCAGGAACGCCCGGGUCGACAGUAACACCGCGCACACCUGUGUGGGGAGCCAGCCGCGGGGCAGCAUCCAGAAGAUGCUCGCCCGGGGCAAGAAAGACAACCGUGGAAGCAUAGUUGAUAUUGGAUCGGAUGAGGAAGAAGAGGAGGCCGGAGAGGACGUACUGAGGAAGGAGGCGAUGAAGGUCCUCUGCAAUGUGAUCUACAACAGUGUCUGGGCCCAAGAAAGAGCUAGUGAACUCAGACUCUUAUCAGGUGUACUAGAGGCCUUGGCGAUGGAGACUCAGUCACUGUCUCCCCACUGUGGCCAGUUCUAUGAACUGCGCUUCAUGUUCAUCUUGACAGCUUUGAGACCAGAACUCAGAACACAACUGAAGCAGGAGGGAGGGGUGCCCCUGUUGACUGACCUGCUUGAGCAGUGUCUUAAAGUGCAGUGGGGUGAGCAAAACCAGGUAGUGGUGAAUCCUACAGCGCCCCCUGUGCCCACGGAGGCCUCACAGCGGGCCAUGGAGGCCUUGAAGAUUCUCUUUAACAUCACCCACAGCACACACACCCAGGAUCCCAGUGAGGAGGAUUCUGCUCUCUUUCGUCACCUGGCGGCCAUUUUGGGCCAAUGCCUGAUUAUUGCCUGUGAAGGAGAGAAGGAGACAGAUGAUCUGAAAGGACACACCGUUAAUCUGCUGUCUGCUCUGCCUCUGAGCUGUCUGGAUAUUCUCCUGUCUAUUCCGCUCUCUCCGAACUCAGAGCAGUGGGAGGGCUUGAACAUGGACUGUGUCCAGUCGCUCCUGGUCUACAUGGAAAGGAAGCUGGAGAAGGGGGUUAAGGUGAAGGCGAAGCUCACUCCAGUUCUGAACUUCCUGACAGAAUGCUCCAGAGCUCACAGGCAGACACGCCGCUACCUGAGACAGCAGAUACUGCCCCCCUUGACAGACGUCAGCUGUAGGCCAGAGCAUGGGACCACGGUGAAGAGCCAGCUGGUGCGCCUCAUGACCCACGUGGACACGGAGGUCAAACACUGUGCUGCUGACCUCCUCUUUGUCCUCUGCAAAGAGAACGUGAGCCGCUUCGUGAAGUACACAGGCUACGGCAAUGCUGCCGGGCUCCUGGCCACCAGGGGGCUGAUGGGAGGUCACUCAAAGAGCUGCGUCCAAACAGCACACUACUCCAGCGACUCUGACUCAGACACGGAGGAGUACCGGCAGGCCAAGGGACGCGUGAACCUGGUGACGGGGCGGGUGGAGGAAGAGCAACCUGACCCGAUGGAGGGAAUGACGGAAGAGGAGAAGGAAGAAGAGGCACGACGUCUGGUGUUUCUCUUCAGCCAACUCUCACGAGAGAAUGUGAUCCAGCCAAUGGGCAUGAACGCAGAUGGCCACCUGACACCGAUAUCCGGACUCAUGACUGACCCCAUGGCCGAGGAGGGUGAGGAGAACGGUGGUGCUGACGAUCUGGAAGAUGUAGAGUAGAGGCAAACGAGAAAGAGAUACUUUGCUUCAGCGAUUACCAGAAGCUUGAGGACAUAAUAGUGCUGCUCUGUGUCAAGCCAUCUGUGGUUGUAUUAUUCCCCUUAAAUUGAUUAUACCCCAUUCUUUCGUUUAUAGGAAACAGAAAGAGAACCGAGUUUAAAAGAGUAGAAUGCAUACAUGAAGGUAUUAGUUUGUGUCCAUGUCAGUUCUCAGACAUCCUGAUACAAAGGGGAACUUGGACAUUUUUUGGAGUUCCCCAGCAAUGGCUGUCCACAGAGAGUUCUUAAGUAUGAAAUGACCAUCUUAACCAAUUAAACCGAUACCAAGGUUUAUUCCCAAAGUAUCUGCGACGCUUAAAGUCCCUACUUUAGCCAUGCAAGGUGAUGUGAAGGGACAUUUCAGUUUCACUAGUAGGUUCUCAUCCUCGUCUUUGAGAGGACUGCAUUUCCUGUCCGAACAUGUUCCGUUUAACUGCAACAAGCAUAUGCUUACUCUAUCCAUGUUACUUACACAUGAAACAUUAAAUGCACUUACACAUGAAACUACUUUUUGCUGUCAAAAAUGUAAACACUUCUAGAUGUAUAAUGAUGAUAUAACUCUGAAGCCAUGAUAAAUAAAAAUGAUAUAAUUGUGCUCUUUA